UGUGUUUAAAAUAUGUCAGGCUUCAGUUUCAACGAAGUCAAUGGCGACUUGUUUUCUGUAAGUGCCGAAUAUUCAAUGUGCCACUGUGUUGCAGCCGAUUUGCGCAUGGGCAAAGGAAUUGCGGUUAAAUUUCGGAAUAAAUUUGGACAAGUGGGAGUGUUACAACAGCAAAAUGUCCAGCCCGGCGGCGUUGGUGUAAUCAAGCACCAGCAGCGCUUUAUUUACAAUUUGAUAACAAAACAAAGCAGCUGGGGAAAGCCCACCUAUGCGCUACUCCACAGUUCCUUAUUGGCCAUGCGUGAACAUAUGCUAAAAAAUAAUGUGCAUAAAUUAGCAAUGCCGCGCAUUGGCUGCGGCUUGGAUGGACUCAAUUGGACCAAAGUAAAAGACAUGUUGGCAGAGAUCUUUCAAGCAGUUAACUGCGAGCUGCUAGUCUAUAAUUAUGUCCCAGCUAAAGCAUAAUAAUAAAGACAUGCUAC
Messenger RNA from Drosophila busckii, 479 nucleotides. It is a transcript of the gene Targ3, whose product is annotated as ADP-ribose glycohydrolase OARD1. The coding region runs from base 13 to 462 and encodes 149 amino acids. The transcript is spliced from 3 exons. Gene Ontology annotation, biological process: peptidyl-glutamate ADP-deribosylation. The record is from RefSeq and is a predicted model, not a curated record. Lineage: Eukaryota; Metazoa; Arthropoda; Insecta; Diptera; Drosophilidae.